Gadus morhua (Atlantic cod) is the source of this 3290-nucleotide messenger RNA. RefSeq names its product DnaJ (Hsp40) homolog, subfamily C, member 10 (gene dnajc10). Gene Ontology annotation, molecular function: misfolded protein binding; protein-disulfide reductase activity; oxidoreductase activity, acting on a sulfur group of donors, disulfide as acceptor. NCBI's taxonomy places the organism in Eukaryota, Metazoa, Chordata, Actinopteri, Gadiformes, Gadidae. The coding region runs from base 340 to 2724 and encodes 794 amino acids. Gene Ontology annotation, biological process: IRE1-mediated unfolded protein response. The record is from RefSeq and is a predicted model, not a curated record. The transcript has 25 exons. Gene Ontology annotation, cellular component: endoplasmic reticulum lumen.
UACCGGAAGGGGCGUGACUUCGCCACUCUAUUUGAACGCACCCUCGUCAUCAGGAGGAAGAUCCCGGACACUGAACCGGAUUCCGCUCCAUAGUUUGGUCCCUAGAUGCUUUGAUAGAGAUUACAGUUUAUUAGUCCGGAUAGGGUUUCACUCCACCGCUGUAUCUGCUGCCUUUUGGGGUGUAUAUCGAGUUGGUUCUCUACAUCGAUCGUAAAGUGCAUCAGUCGCUGCAGGACAUCAACGUCCCCUCGAGUGGUGCCCUCACGAGCUGAACCGGUAGCUCAUGCUUUAGCCUUCCUGUGGUCCCUGGUUGAGCAGUGGUUGGAACCCUCCUUAAAGAUGUUCUGUGGCCUUGAACCCAGGGCCCCGUCGGGCCAUCGGUCCCUACCCCAGAUGAAGCUGCUCUUAGUAGGCUGGCUGCUGGCCUCGGUGUGGGCUGAGGCUCAGGACUACUAUAACUUGCUGGGUGUUGGGAGAGAGGCCACGGUCAGGGAAAUCAGACAAGCCUUCAAGAAGCUGGCUCUCACCAUGCAUCCAGAUAAGAAACCUAAUGAUAAGUCUGCUCAUGACGCCUUCCUGAAGAUCAACCGCGCUUAUGAAGUCCUGAAGGAUGAAGAUCUGAGGAAGAAGUACGAUAAAUAUGGAGAGAAGGGUUUGGACGAGCAGCAAGGAGGACGUUACGAGAGCUGGAAUUACUAUCGCUAUGACUUCGGUAUCUAUGAUGAGGAUCUGGAGAUCAUCACUCUGGACAGAGGAGACUUUGAUGCGGCGGUGAACUCUGGGGAAAUCUGGUUCAUUAACUUCUACUUCCCUCGCUGCUCUCAUUGUCACCAGCUGGCUCCUACGUGGCGGGAGGUGGCUAAAGAGAUGGACGGGGUGAUCCGGAUUGGAGCAGUGAACUGCGGGGACAACGGCCACCUCUGCAGGAGUAAAGGCAUCAACAGCUACCCCAGUCUGUACGUCUACAGAGCAGGCCAGAAACCUGAGAAGUACUUUGGAGACCGCUCUAAGGACAGUCUACUUCAGUUCUCUAUGCAUUUCAUCACAACAACAGUGACAGAACUCUGGCAAGGAAACGUGUUUACUGAGAUUGAGCAGGCGUUCUCCUCAGGGGUCGGAUGGCUGAUCACCUUCUGCAGUGAAACUGGAGAUUGCCUUGAGUCGCAAACCAGGCAGAAACUGGCCGGCAUGAUGGAGGGUCUGGUCAGGGUGGGCUGGAUGGACUGCAGCUCCAAGGCCGCGCUGUGUGAAGGCUUCCAGGUGACCAGCGGAGCCACAGCCUACUUUCCACCUGGCAGUUCUCUGCAACAACAAGGCAGUGUGCUGUGGCUGCAAACUCUGGACAGUAGAGAGAUCUACAAUCAGAUCAUCAAUCACCUCCCUGACCUCCCCCUCCUCACCAAGGACACCUUCCAGAGCCAACUGGCACAUCACCGCUGGCUGGUUAGUUUCACGUUUGGAGAGAAGAACACGGCCUCCAACGAACACAAGAAACUGAAAGCCAUGUUGAGGAACGAUCACAUACAGGUGGGGAGGCUGGACUGUAUGGUGGACGCAGAGCUGUGCCUGUCUCUCUACAUCCAGAAGUCCUGUCUCGCUGUCUUUAAGGGCAUGGGGGUCUCGGACUUUGAGGUCCACCACGGGAAGAACGUGCUGUACAACAUCGUGGGCUUUGCCAGGGAGAGUGUCAGCGCCCAUGUGACUACACUGCUGCCGGACAACUUCCCCUCGGACAGGAAGGAGCCCUGGCUGGUGGACUUCUUCACUCCGUGGUGCCCUCCCUGCCGCGCCUUACUGCCAGAGCUGAGGAAGGCUUCCAUUCAGCUGGCGGGACAGAUGAGGUUUGGGACUUUGGACUGUACCAUUCACCACCACCUCUGUUCUAUGUACAAGAUCCAAGCAUACCCCACCACCGUCAUAUUCAACCGCUCGUCCCUCCACGAGUAUGAGGGACAGCACUCCGCUGAUGGGAUACUUGAAUUCAUCCAGGAUCUUGCCAGUCCAUCGGUGUCGGUUCUGGACCCUGAAAGCUUUCAGAGGAGAGUUAAAGGUCGUGCUGGAGGAGAGAUCUGGGCUGUCGAUUUCUAUGCCCCCUGGUGCGGCCCCUGUCAAGCCCUGCUGCCAGAAUGGAGACGGAUGGCCAGGCUGGUAGCAGGCCAGGUGAUGGUGGGCUCCAUGGACUGUCAGAAGCACCAGUCAUUCUGCCGGAGCCAGGGCGUGAGGGCGUACCCUGAGAUACGCCUGUACCCAAGCCAACCCAGCCCCGCAGACACAUACAUGACUUACAGCGGAUGGAACAGAGAUGCUCAGUCCCUGAGGAUGUGGACACUGAGUGCUCUUCCCAGGGUCUCGGUGGACCUGUCUCCAGAGUCCUUCAGAGACUUGGUCCUGCUGGGUCCAGACCACUGGGUCUUGGACUUCUACGCCCCCUGGUGUGGACCCUGCCAACACUUCGCUCCCGAGUUUGAAGUCCUGGCAAGGAUGGUUAAAGGGGAGGUGCGUUCUGGGAAGCUGGACUGUCAAGCUCACCAACAGACGUGUCAAUCAGCUGGAAUCACGGCAUACCCCACGGUCCGCUUCUACCCCCACCUGGGGACCAGGAGGCGUGACCAGGGAGGAGAGGAUGUCAACAGCCGCCAGGCCAGCGUCAUUGCCACGGUCAUCAGGGAGAGGUUACAUCGAUUGUUGCCACUGCAACACAACAAACUCAAUGAUGAGCUUUGAGGAUCUGGGACUAAUAAAGAACAAAGUCCAGAAGCAGAUAAGAAAUAUCCAAAAAAACAAGAACCAUUCAACUUGGCCAAUCCAUAGAGCAAGUUGAUAUGAACCAACGUAUUCCAUGAACCUCUCGCUCUCCUCUCCCCAACCCUGAAGAACCUAACCCUACUCCAUGACUCCUCCUUGAUCUCAUCUAUGACUCCUCCUCCUCCUCCUCCUCCAUGACUCCUCCUCCUCCUCUAUGAAUCCGGCUCCUCCUCUAUGACUCCGGCUCCUCCUCUAUGACUCUGGCUCCUCCUCUAUGACUCCUACUCCUUCUCCUUCUAUAACUCCUCCUCCUCUAUGACUACUGCUCCUCCUCUAUGACUCCUACUUCUCCUCUAUGACCGGUUGCAGAUUGUGAAUGGACCCCAGUUUCUCACACUCAUCUCUUGAAGUAUUUAAUGUAUUCAAACAGUGUUAUUGGUAUUUACUCUGUGAGGUAAAACACUGAACUUCAGAUAAGAUGUUACUGAACACUGAUAUUUUAAGUAAGCACGUUGUUAUGUAUUAAAUAUCUUUUACAAUUUCAA